This is a messenger RNA of Engraulis encrasicolus (European anchovy), 2256 nucleotides long. Its product is annotated as medium-chain acyl-CoA ligase ACSF2, mitochondrial-like. The transcript has 16 exons. Gene Ontology annotation, biological process: fatty acid metabolic process. NCBI's taxonomy places the organism in Eukaryota, Metazoa, Chordata, Actinopteri, Clupeiformes, Engraulidae. Gene Ontology annotation, molecular function: medium-chain fatty acid-CoA ligase activity. The record is from RefSeq and is a predicted model, not a curated record. Bases 61 to 1878 code for a protein of 605 amino acids.
GCAGGUCUGCGUGAAAACCUGUCAAUAUGCAUGUAAUGACUUGACAAAAGUUAGUGCAACAUGUCAAGCAUGGUCGUUGUAAAAUGUCUACAGUCUUCUCUUUUAUAUUCUAGGCACACAAAUUCCUGCGCACUACGACGGAUAAGGAAUGUGACUUGCUGUUACAGGUCUCUCCAUGUGGACAGCUCACCAGAUAUUCCUUCAGUCACGAGCAGUUACGUCCAUGGGACAUCCUCCGUGCCCCUUCUUUCCCUUACAGUGGGUCAGAGUUUGCAGAGAGCCUCCGAGAAAUGGCCCGACCGAGAGGCUAUGGUUUUCUGCAAGUCUGGUGUUCGGAAAACCUUCAGUCAGUUUCAGCAAGAUGUUGACCAGGCUGCUUCAGGGCUCCUCGCCCUGGGCUUGAAGAGGGGUGACAGGCUGGGGGUCUGGGGGCCCAACAUCUAUGAAUGGAUUCUGUUCCAGUUUGCCACAGCUAAAGCUGGCAUCAUCAUGGUAUCAGUGAACCCUGCCUAUCAGGCGAAGGAACUGGAAUUCACACUGCGGAAGGUGCAGUGCAGCGCGCUUCUCUGUCCAACUGAGUUCAAGAGCCAGAUGUUCUGUGACAUGGUGCGGCAGAUCUGUCCAGAGGUGGACUCGGCAAGCCCAGGAUUCCUCAAGAGUGACAGGUUACCAGACCUGCGUACGGUGAUUGUGACCGACAGUCGUCAGCCAGGUAUGCUGCAUGUGGAUGACGUGAUGCAGGCGGGAGGCAGCGAACAUCACCAGCAGCUACAGGACCUCCAGAGCCAGCUGUCCUUCGAUGACCCCAUCAACAUCCAGUUCACAUCGGGCACAACGGGCAUGCCUAAAGGAGCUACUCUGACUCACCACAACAUUGUGAACAAUGCCUAUUUCCUAGGACUUCGAAUGGGCUUCACCUGGAGGCCCCAGGUGCGUGUGUGCGUGCCCGUGCCCAUGUACCACUGUUUCGGCUCGGUGCUGGGCGGCAUGUGCAUGGCCCUGCAUGGCGUCACACUGGUCUUCCCCUCUCCAGGGUACGACGGACAGGCCAACCUGCAGGCCAUUCAGAACGAGAGGUGCAAUUUCCUUUAUGGCACUCCGACCAUGUUCAUAGACAUACUAGGACAUCCAGACUUCCAUAAAUACGACUUGUCUUCUGCAGAAGCGGGAAUCAUGGCUGGAUCAACUUGCCCCCCAGAGAUUGUGAGGAAACUAGUUACAGACAUGAAUGUCAAGGAGAUGAUGAUUGCCUAUGGGACGACAGAGAACAGUCCGGUCACCUUCCUGGGCUUCCCUCAUGACAACGAGAAACGCAAGACAGAGACGGUGGGCUGCAUCAUGCAUCACACAGAGGCCAAGAUAGUGGACCCCUCUAAUGGGGAGCUGGUGCCGCUGGGCAGCACGGGGGAACUGCUGAUCAGAGGAUACUGCGUCAUGCUGGAGUACUGGGAGGACCUGGCCAAGACACAGGAGAGCAUCACGAAAGACCGCUGGUACAAGACUGGAGAUUUUGCCAGCCUGGACAGAUUUGGUUAUUGCCGCAUUGAGGGCCGCAUCAAAGACAUGAUCAUCCGAGGAGGGGAGAAUCUCUACCCUGCAGAGAUCGAGCAGUUUCUGCACACCCACCCCAAAGUCCUGGAGGCCCAGGUGGUUGGGGUGAAGGAUGCACGUCUGGGGGAGCAGGUGUGUGCCUGCAUCCGUCUGCGGGAGGGCCAGCAGUGCACUGCGGAGGACAUCAAAGCCUACUGCAAAGGACAGAUCGCCCACUUCAAGAUACCACAUUAUGUGGAGUUUGUCACAAGCUACCCACUAACAGCGUCUGGAAAGAUUCAGAAGAACAGACUAAGAGAUGCAAUGGAGAAGAAGCUGGGAUUGUGAUUUUCAGAGACAUCAUUUUCUUUUCCUCCAAGAGAGUCCCAGUGGAACCAAUGUUUUUGGGGGCUAUAUUCAGUUCAAGCUCGUUCUUGUCCCGCUGUGCCUGGCUGAGAAAAACUUACAUUGUGAACUCCAAGACAAACCAUGAACAUUCCCACAUCAUGAUCUGUACAUGUGAAGUGAAUGAAACCCAUUUGGCACAAAACAAUGCUUUAAAUACCUUCACUUUUAUUCGAACAUAUAUCGAACAACCGAUUCUAUAACAUGAUAGAUAUGAUUUUUUUUUUAAAGUGAUGUACAAUUCAUAAAAGAUCACUCGUCUUAAUUAUAAUAAUAACAUGCCAUAGAGAAUCUGAAAUAAAUUAAAGCCAAUAAUGCAGA